Messenger RNA from Alligator sinensis (Chinese alligator), 2657 nucleotides. It is a transcript of the gene NPRL3, whose product is annotated as NPR3 like, GATOR1 complex subunit. Gene Ontology annotation, cellular component: GATOR1 complex. Lineage: Eukaryota; Metazoa; Chordata; Crocodylia; Alligatoridae. The transcript is spliced from 13 exons. Gene Ontology annotation, biological process: cellular response to amino acid starvation; TORC1 signaling; negative regulation of TORC1 signaling. Bases 139 to 1614 code for a protein of 491 amino acids. The record is from RefSeq and is a predicted model, not a curated record.
UAAGCACUUGGAGGAAAAGAAGGUAAACCAAGGAGCCAAUAUGCCGUGAACAGUGCAGGUGAUAAUAGAGAGGACCAAGAAGGAGACUCUAGGUUUUCAGAUGUGAUCCUGGCAACAAUUUUGGCUACAAAAUCAGACAUGUGUGGCAAAAAAUUUGAGCUGAAGAUUGAUAAUGUUCGUUUUGUUGGCCAUCCUACGUUGCUGCAGCACGCCCUUGGACAGGUAUCCAAAACUGACCCCUCACCAAAGAGAGAGAUGCCUACCAUGAUUCUCUUCAAUGUUGUAUUUGCCUUAAGGGCCAAUGCAGACCCAUCUGUGAUAAACUGCUUACAUAAUCUCUCCCGUCGAAUUGCCAUAGUUCUACAGCACGAGGAACGUCGUUGCCAGUAUCUGACCAGAGAGGCCAAGCUGAUCUUAGCCAUUCAAGAUGAAGUAUCUGCCAUGUCAGAAGCAACAGAAGGUCCACAGUCUCCUUUCCAUCACAUCCUACCCAAGUGCAAGCUGGCCAGAGACCUCAAGGAGGCUUAUGACAGUCUCUGUACAACAGGAGUGGUGCGUUUGCAUAUCAACAACUGGCUAGAAGUGAGCUUUUGUCUGCCUCAUAAAAUCCAUUAUGUUGCAACAAAUUUUAUACCCCCUGAAGCAAUUGAAAGAAGCCUGAAAUCUAUUCGGCCUUACCAUGCCUUAUUGCUUCUGAAUGAUGAGAAAUUGUUGCUUAGUGAGCUCCCAUUGGACUGCUCCCCUGCCUUAGUGAGAGUAAUUAAAACUACCUCCGCUGUGAAGAAUCUGCAGCAGCUGGCUCAGGAUGCUGAUUUGGCAUUACUACAGGUUUUCCAGCUUGCUGCACAUCUUGUUUAUUGGGGAAAAGCAAUUAUCAUCUAUCCACUGUGUGAAAACAAUGUCUAUAUGCUGUCCCCCAAUGCCAGUGUUUGUCUAUAUUCUCCUUUAGCAGAUAGAUUUUCCUGUCAGUUUCCUGGCCAUGACUUGCCAUCUGUGCUUUCCAAGUUCUCACUCCCAGUUUCAUUAUCAGAAUUCAAGAAUCCACUGGCUCCACCUAUUCAGGAGACUCAGCUUAUACAGAUGGUGAUCUGGAUGCUUCAGCAUCGGCUUCUUAUUCAGCUGCAUACAUAUGUCUGCCUGAUGGUGUCCCCUAUUGAGGAGGAUUUCCGAGCCCAAGAUGAAGACAUGCCCUUUACCACUAGAGUUGGAGGCAGAAGUCUGAGCACUCCCAAUGCCCUCAGCUUUGGUUCCCCAACCAGUAGUGAUGAUAUGACACUCACGAGCCCUAGCAUGGAUAAUUCCAGUGCUGAGCUGAUACCUGGUGGGGAUUCGCCAUUAAAUAAACGGAUGACUGAGAACCUGCUAGCAAGCUUGUCAGAACAUGAGCGGGAAGCUAUUCUUAAUGUCUCUGCUGCCCAGAACCCAGAGGAUCUCCGCAUGUUUGCAAGGCUGCUACACUAUUUUCGAGGACGCCAUCACUUGGAGGAGAUCAUGUACAAUGAGAAUAUGCGCCGUUCUCAGCUGCUAAUGCUUUUUGACAAAUUCCGCAGUGUGCUGGUGGUAACCAACCACGAGGAUCCUGUGAUUUCAGUUUUUCAGUCCCUCUUGAAAUGAUAGCCGGGCAGAGGAGGAGGCAGCUAUGCCACAUUGGGUUUCUAUUUAGCUUAGUUCUAAUAUUUUAUUAAUAUGUAUACAGACAAUAAAGAGAAUGGGUAUCAUUAAUUGAGGACACUGUUCCAGCUUGUGUCAUGGAUGUAACGGGUGCAUCCAAAUAAGCGGGGACAUUGGUUUACCUACAGACAAGUCGCAGUAGCACAUCGUGUGCCACUGCGACUUGUCUCCAGGAAAUGCCUGUGCCACACAUGCUCUGGCUUAUGGCAGGUUACCCCAGGUGCGUAGGAGAGGUUAGGGCCUGCAACUGUGCUGGUCCCAGCAGCCUUACCAAGGGGCUUCCUGGGGCUGCAUUCAUGGCAGGAAGCCUGGCCAGCAGCCAGAGUGUGGUUCCAGCUUUGGGUGGCACAUGCUGCACCACCCAAAGCUGUGUACCUAGAACAUGUGCCACCCCACUUUUUUUGGCAUGAGGUUUUUUGACCCUGGGAUCUCCUGGAGUCAGCCCCCCAACAAGCAAGGUACCAAUGUGGGGAAUGCCUGCAUGUGAGGUGUGUAGCACUGCAGGCAGGUCUGCGGUACCACAUACCCCACAUCUACGCUUGUCUGGAUGUGGCCAACAUGUCAACUUUAGCAAGUUGCCUCCCCUCUCCAAACCCUAGUUUCCCCUUCUUGAAGAAUCCAGACCUGCCAGUGUAAGGCACUCUGAAUUCUGGGGAUGAAAGAUAAUAGGUAAGUGAGAGGUAGCAAGUACUGGCUGAAUGAAAAGGCAAGUGAUGCUUUUCAGCUCAAAUACUGCCACUGUGCAGCAUUUUCCCCUUGUUCUCAUUACUUAGCAGGAUUUGUGUGUAGUGUGAAAGCAAGUUUUAUCUUUGUCACUGAACAAGUAAUGCAUUGCCCCCAAGUGCACGUCGGUGCAUUAAAAGUGUUUGAUCUCUUUUUACCUGAUGGGGAGGGGCCACAUGGCACUGUAUAGGUCUUGAGCUCUUUCAACUUCUGUGCACAGGCAGCUCAACAGCUGUAGCUCUAUAAAUGUAGGUAGCUUUGGG